AUGGUCCUUCCGCCAUAUGAACCGCCACCCCCUUACGUUCCUCCAAGUCAGAGACUAGAUCAUCCAGACUAUAUUGGUAAUGUGAAAGAUUUUUUACCCAGACGAGUAACCAUGGUGAGGACUCACCUAACAGAACCGUUGGGUUUUAACAUCAGAGGUGGAAAAGAACAUUACUGUGGAAUUUAUGUAUCAAAGGUAAUGCCCGGGAGUGAGGCAGCAAGAUUGGGUGUUAAAGAGGCUGAUCAAAUAUUAAGUGUAAAUGAAACUGAUUUUCAAGAAAUUGAACAUUCUGAGGCAGUGAAGGUAUUAAAAAUGAAUACUACAACUGAAAUGAUACUGAGAUUUUUUCCCUAUGGUUACAGUGAAACCUGUGUUUUUAAUAUAUAA
Lottia gigantea (owl limpet) is the source of this 387-nucleotide messenger RNA. RefSeq lists its product as hypothetical. NCBI's taxonomy places the organism in Eukaryota, Metazoa, Mollusca, Gastropoda, Lottiidae. Gene Ontology annotation, cellular component: cell-cell junction; basolateral plasma membrane; synapse. The record is from RefSeq and is a predicted model, not a curated record. Bases 1 to 387 code for a protein of 128 amino acids. Gene Ontology annotation, molecular function: protein binding. The transcript is spliced from 7 exons. Gene Ontology annotation, biological process: maintenance of epithelial cell apical/basal polarity; neurotransmitter secretion; protein localization to basolateral plasma membrane.